Molecule: messenger RNA, 759 nt
Organism: Peniophora sp. CBMAI 1063
Lineage: Eukaryota; Fungi; Basidiomycota; Agaricomycetes; Russulales; Peniophoraceae
Source: the annotation of a GenBank genome assembly
AUGUCAGAGCCUAUCACUCUCUACGAUAUAUCCCGCAAAGGUUUCGAGCAGGCGUCCGAGAGCGAGAAAUGCUGGAGCAUGAAUACGUGGAAGACACGCUACGCAUUGAACCUCAAAGGCCUCAAGUUCAAGACGAAAUGGCUCAGUUUCGCCGCGAUCGAACCUAAGAUGAAGGAACUCGGCGUUGCGCCGCACGCCACUACGAUCAAGUAUACCGUUCCGACGAUCUACGACCCCAAGACGAAGAAAGUCGUCACGGAGUCGUUCGCUAUCGCAAAGUACCUCGACGAGACGUAUCCGGAUACGCCCCGUCUCGUUGCGCCAGGCACCGCCGUCUUGCAUAGAACCUUUCUCAUGAGGGUCGUUGGCCCCUUGCUCGAAGCGACGUUCCCGAUCAUCUGCUUCCCCAUCUACGAGCAGUGCUGCAUGGAUGAGGCAGACGAGAAGCUGUUCCGCACGACGCGUGAGGAGUGGGAAGGGAUGAAGCUUGAAGAUAUUGCGCCCAAGACUGAGGAGGCGCUGGACGAAGCGUACAAGACGUUCGAGAGGCAACUUGACGGUGUUGCCAAGCUCGUCGCAGUGGGCGGCGCACACUCUGUUUUUAUUGGCGUCGACGUGCCAUGUCAAAGCGAUACCGCCCUAGCGGCAACUCUGACGUGCGUUCUCAGGAUCUGUGGCAAAGAGGGGGAGCUUUCUAAGAUCAUCUUGAGGCACGAGUGGGCGAGCAAGUUCAUGCGAGCCAUGUCUGAAUGGGAGUAG